GUGGUGGAGAUCUGUUUCCGCCGGAAGUCCCGUGCUCGGAGAGACACAGUCGCGUCCUGUGGAGGGUUCAUGCCUCUGUUGUUGUGUGUGUUCUCCUCCAGACUUGUGUUCGGUUCUCGGUCAUGCUCGACUCUCUCCGCUGACCGUCUCCGAUGUGUGUGGGAUGGAGUCUCCAGCGGUGGAUGAUGACAUCUGUAUCCUGAAGCAUGAGACGGCGUACGUGUCGCCCGAGGACGAGUGUCCCGGUGUCCGUGUGUCCAUGUGUCCCGGGGACGAGUCGGUGGCGUCUCACUUCGCUCUGGUCACCGCCUACGAGGACAUCAAGAAGAGACUCCGAGACACGGAGAAGGAGAACGGCCUGCUGCGCCGCAGAGUCAAGCAGCUGGAGGACAAGCACUUCCAUCCUGAAGCUCCUCCGUCUGAAGGACCGCAGUACGUGAACAAAGCCUUCAGUGCGUACCGCGGCAUCUACAUCGAGAAGGAGGACCUGCAGAUGGAGCUCAAUAAAGUGAAAAAGGAGAAGCUGGAUUCGGAGAGGCUUCUGAUGGAGCAGCUGCAGGCCAAAGAGAUGGAGCUUCUGCAGCUCAGAUCAGAGAUGGACACCAGCCAAGUGAUGAAGAGUCUGACCGACACAGAUUACUGGCAGGUGGACAAACACAGCAGUGAAGUGAAGAUCCACUCGCUGCAGGAGCAUCUGGAACGCUUACAGUUAGAGAAUGACGCGCUGCACAAGCUCUGCAGAGCCGGACAGGAUGUCUCUGAAAACUGUGUAGUUGAUGAUGAUCAGACUCAUGAAGCUCUGAUAGACAUCAGGAAGAGGGCCAUGGUUCAGUCGUAUCAGGACGUCGUCAGUGAAGCGUCUCGUCUGCAGUCAGUCGUUCAGUCUCAGUCGGAGCUGGUGAAGAGGAUGAGAGAGAGACCAGCGCCGCCAGUCUUCAGAAGAGCUGCUUCAACUGUUCCAGUGCAGUGCCUGGACGACGUGCAGACGAACAGUGAGCCGGCGAGAGCCCCUCGUCCUCCCAGCGCUCCUCCGCUGCAGGAGAACCACCUGAAGGACCCUUGGACCAUCCCUCGUCCGGCUCCGCUGGGCAGCCCCGGCGUCCGGCUCAAUCCCACGCUGCGCAUGAGCUCGCUGGACGACAGCUCCUGGUCCUUCCCCAGCCCUCCCCUUCCAAGCGACGCUCUGUUCUGGGACCAAACCAAGCCCAAGAGCCCGGCCCGACCGUACUGAGUCACGUUCCCACCGCACCUUUCCUGCCUUAACACACGUCCCUCUCUGGAUGACCCCUGAUGAGCAAAUACCUCGAGCAGAGUGCGACGGAGAAACCCAAGCGGGCGCCAAACACCCGAGAGCCGGACGCUGGAAUGGACACGAUCCUGACGUAUAUAUUUGUGAUUUAUUAUAUCCUGUAAGCUUGUGUUCAUCUCUCCGGAGAGGAUCCUGUCUUUUAUUAUGAAGGUGUGAAGGGAUUGUUUUACUAGUUCUCACACUCCCCGAAGGUUUUUUCUUUAGAAACACGUCUGUCGUGUUUUUAUACCCGUAUACAGCUUUUCAAACCCCGAAUCAGAGGAGACAAUGUUGUAAUGUUUAGAUUUAGUCCAUAAAUGAGCUGUUCUGUGGGAAGUGGAUGUGUUUGUGGAAGUUAUUUUGCUUUAAACGGAGUCUUGUUUUUUUUAUUUGCAUAUUAAAAAGUCUUUCUGUAGUAAAUGAUCUGCCUUUUUUAAGGGCCAAGAACUAACGGUAUCUGUUAGUUUCCUCUGCUCUUGAGGUUCCCACAGAACUGCUUGCUGGAGAGUGAUUAAAUUUGGCACACAGAUGGAGGAUAGUCUCAGCAUUAAUCAUAGCAAAGUUAGAGUCUCAAACACAAACACAAGCCCUGUAGCACCACCAACAGCUCAAAUAUCCAUUUAUGUUUAUGCUCAUAACUUUUGAACCGUAAAGUCUAGCAAAAGCAAAAACACUUUUUUAAAAUUUCACUGAAAAUUUUUGAAUUCCUUUAACAUAAAAACAUUUCUUUAAUUCCUCGGCUCAUGCUGAUUCGAUGGCACCCUGUGAUGUCAUUUUCCAUCUAAAAAGUUUUCCCGCCAUUUUUAAUUUUUUCUAAAAACCUGCUUCUUUUUGAAAUCCUCUUUGGCUGUUGCUCCAGUUUACAGGAAAUUUGAAAAAGUUUAUGGAAUUCAAGUCGAAUAGUCAAACCAUUCUUAUAUAACAUGCAACAAAUUUGUCAAAUAGCAUGUCCAAAAAUCACAAAACUGUUAACUUUUAAUUUGGUGCGACAGUCAAAUUAUACCCCAUAACUAGCUAUUUUUGGGUGUCGGCCAUUUUUAUUUUUCUCAAUUUUGUCGUAAAAUCACAAAACUCGGUAUGCAUCUUUGACACCAUGCCCUGAAGAUACUCCAAAAACAUUUGGGGCAGUGCUACCUUGUGGUAAAAAAUCGGAAUAAAAUUAAAUGUAAAAAAUGCUAAUAGCCAUACUCCUCCUAGGCAAUUGGUCCGAUUUUUGUCCAAAUUUGAUUUGGAUCAUCUUCACACCUUCUUUGUGUGUUUUUGUGACAUAUUGACAACAAGCUUUAUGUGAGUAUUUUUCAUCUCACUGGCCUCACCACAUCAAUUUGGUCACAGUGGUCACAGCGCCACCUACUGGUCAGAAGCGAUAAUCCAUUGCAUCAUAAUACUAGUGACUGCAUUAGAUUUUUUUGCCAUUUUGACUGAAGGGAUCUUUAAAUUACUCAUUGCAGUUGUUCUGAUGCUUGCUGCCUUGCUGAGCUCCUCAUUUUGUUGUGUUUGGCUCCUUAAUUGCUGCUUGCAGCUCUAUUUAAGAUUCUUAAAGUCCUGUUUAACGUCAAAAUGAAACAUGCCAUUUUACUUCUCUAAUCUAAUGAGGAUUCAUUAAGGUGUGAUUUUACCCAUCAGGAAUCAAAGGAUCUGGUUUUGAAAGGCUUUCUUUUCUUUUCCUUUAGAAUAACGUGCACUGAUGAAUCCUUCAACGGAUGGGUGUUUGCACAGAUCACAGUGAUAUGUUUUGUCUUGAUACCAACUGCGUUCUGUUCGGUUUAAAAAAUGUGAAGCACAAAGAUGAAUAAAAAUGUGUGCGUGUUUAAAACUUAUAAUAGUCUUUGACUUUGAGAAACAAUCUGGUAUUAAAGGGAUUGAUAGUUCACCUUAAAAUUAAGAUUCUGUCAUUAUUUACUCAUGUUGUUGCAAUCCCCAAGACUUUCCUUCAUCCUCGGACCACACAUGAAGAUAUUUUACAGUUUCUGCCCCUCCAUUGACAGCCUGAGCAACUUUCACUUCGAAGUGAAACCUUAUGGAAGUAGAGCUUGUUACUUCAGGGGUUCAACUGUUUUUUUUUGUAGCGACAGGAAUAAUUACCUAAACUUGUGUUUCUGUAAACAUUUUUGAAGUUUGAUUUGACAUGAAACAUGUUCGGCUUUACUGCAACAGAUCUGUGAACCAAAAUGCAAUGUACAGUAGAUUAUUUUUUAGGAUUUUCAAUCCUGAAAACUUGGUAAAUAUUCAAUAAAUGAAUUCAUGUGAA
This is a messenger RNA of Carassius auratus (goldfish), 3539 nucleotides long. RefSeq names its product 5-azacytidine-induced protein 2-like. NCBI's taxonomy places the organism in Eukaryota, Metazoa, Chordata, Actinopteri, Cypriniformes, Cyprinidae. Bases 164 to 1231 code for a protein of 355 amino acids. The record is from RefSeq and is a predicted model, not a curated record. Gene Ontology annotation, cellular component: cytoplasm. The transcript is spliced from 8 exons.